AUGCCAGGCAAAGACGUCACCCUUUGGACCCACCAGUUCGCGCCAAACGGAUGGAAGAUGGUACUCGUCUUGAACCUCUUAGGCUUGUCGUACGAGUACGACCUCGAGUUCAGCAGAAAUUCGAGGGACACCUCAAACUCAAUCCGAACGGAUUCGCGCAUCCCGACGCUCAUCGACCAACAGAACGGCAAUUUCGUCAUUUGGGAGUCCAAUGCCAUUCUGCGGUACCUUGGCGACACCUAUGACAAGGACCAUAAGAUCUCCGUCACGGGUCCGGAUCGACACCUCACCCUACUACGGUCAAUUCGCCUGGUUCGCGAGUUUCCACUCCGGAAAACCCCAAGCGCGGUCGAGCGAUGCCAGAAAGAGACCCUUCGUGUCCUUGGCGUUCUCGAAAGCGUGCUGUCCAAGCAAGAUCGGCUAGUUGGCGGAAAGAUGACCAUCGCCGACGCGUCAUUCGUCAUGUGGAAUGAGUGGCUUCUCUUUGCUCGAUCUGUUCGUAGUGUUCUGACCACAGUAUAUCGUAUUCUAGCAAGAUUGGAUCCAGACCACAACAUAGAGCUCAACAUGCCCCGAGACUUCCCUGCAGUGCACGCUUGGCACCAGAAGAUGACCGCCUUUCCAGAAAUCAAGGAAUCGCUUGCACUGCGGCUCGAGAUCUCUAAGGAAUUCAUCGCGGUAUCUCCGUACUAG
Messenger RNA from Punctularia strigosozonata HHB-11173 SS5, 693 nucleotides. RefSeq lists its product as uncharacterized. Bases 1 to 693 code for a protein of 230 amino acids. The record is from RefSeq and is a predicted model, not a curated record. The transcript has 7 exons. NCBI's taxonomy places the organism in Eukaryota, Fungi, Basidiomycota, Agaricomycetes, Corticiales, Punctulariaceae.